Molecule: messenger RNA, 10611 nt
Organism: Astyanax mexicanus (Mexican tetra)
Lineage: Eukaryota; Metazoa; Chordata; Actinopteri; Characiformes; Acestrorhamphidae
Gene: adam22
Product: ADAM metallopeptidase domain 22
Exons: 31
Coding region: 661-3489 (942 amino acids)
Biological process (GO): proteolysis
Cellular component (GO): postsynaptic density membrane
Molecular function (GO): metalloendopeptidase activity
Source: RefSeq, a predicted model, not a curated record
CUCUCUCUCUCUCUCUCUCUCUCUCUCUCAUGCACUCCCCAUCUCUUCCCUUGGUACCUUUCUCUCUCUCUCUCUCUCCUCUAGCUCAGCUCUCUUCACCCUGCCCUCUCUCCCUCUCUCUCCUAUGCACUCUCCAUCUCUUCCUUUGGUACCACUCUCUCUCUCCUCUUCUAGCUCAGCUCUCUUUACCCUCCUCUCUCUCUCUCUGUAUCUCUCUCCCUCUCAUGCACUUUCUAUCUCUUUCGUUGGUACCGUCUCUCUCCUCUUCUAGCUCAGCUCUCUUCACCCUCCCCUCUCUCUUCCUCUCUCCUUCCCUCCCUCCUUUCUCUCUUUUAGGCACUCUCCAUCUCUUCCUUUGGUACCUCUCUCUCCUCUUCUAGCUCAGCUCUCUUCACCCUCCCCUUUCUCUCUCUCUCUCUCUCUCUCUCUCUCUCUCUCUCUCUCUCUCUAUCUCUCUCUCUGUGUGUGUUAUGGUAGCCGGUGAGGGAGCUGGUCGCGCGCUAUUGUCUGUUUGUGGUCGCUGAGGAGGAGGAGGAAGAGGAGAUAAACAGGGUGAAGAGGGGGAUUCUCGGUGGUCUCUGGCCGGUUGUUUAUCUUGGCCCGCGGUUUGGUUCGGCUCGGCUCGGCUCAGUUCUGCUGGAGCGGGAGUGUCCGGACGCCAUGGCCCCGCGCUGUGCUGCGCUCUGCCUGCUGCUGCCGCUGCUGUGGCUCUGCGGAGCGGCCAGCGCCUCCACACCUCCGCACGGAGACGGCGGCUCAGUGAGGGCGAGGACCCUGCGCGCGGACAGCAGGGAGACUACGGUGCCCGCCAGGCUCGUGUAUCGCGCGGAUCGUGGCGGCGGUCAGACGGCGCACGACACCCUGGGCACGCGGGUGCGCGCGAGCUCCGGUGACCAGCAGAAGGACCAUUUGGCCCAGACCAGCUUCCAGGUGAAAGCAUUCGGCCAGACCUUCAUCCUGGAUGUGGAACUAAACCAUGAUCUGCUGUCUUCGAAGUAUGUGGAGCGGCAUAUAUCGGAAGAGGGGAAAUCAUUCAUCUCCAAAGGUGGGGAGCACUGUUACUAUCAUGGAAAGGUGCGGGACAUUCCAGAGUCCUUCGUGGCGCUGUCCACUUGCCAUGGAUUACAUGGGAUGUUUUUUGAUGGAAAUCACACAUACAUGCUUGAACCAGGAGAACAGAGCAGUGAUAAUGAAAACGUCCAAGUGCACAUGAUUUAUAAGUCUCCCGGUUCCCAGCCUCCGGAGGAUUACGUCCCACCAAUUGGUCUCGCAGAGUCACCGUUCCAGAGCCCUCCACUCUUCUCCAGAGCCGCACGCAAGAGAAAAAAGAGACAAGUGUCAAAGACUUCCCAUAACAUCCAAGAUGAGACCAAAUACAUAGAGCUGAUGGUUAUUAAUGAUCAUCUCAUGUACAAGAAGCAUCGCCUGUCAGUCGGACAAACAAACAACUACGCCAAGUCAGUAGUGAACAUGGCUGAUUUGAUCUUUAAGGAGCAGCUGAACACCAGGAUUGUCCUGGUUGCGAUAGAAACGUGGGCAGCAGACAACAGGAUCAACAUUAAUGACGACCCCAUGAUCACACUGCGGGAGUUCAUGAAGUACAGAAGAGACUUUAUCAAAGAGAGGAGCGACUCUGUCCAUCUCUUCUCGGGCAACCGUUUCCAUAGCAGCUGGGGUGGAGCCUCUUACAUGGGAGGAGUCUGUUCACUGACGAAAGGGGGAAGCGUCAAUGAGUAUGGAAAAACAGAAGAAAUGGCCAUCACUCUUGCACAGUCUCUGGGACAGAAUAUCGGCAUUUUCUCAGAUAAGAAAAGGAUUCUAAAUGGGGAGUGCAAGUGUGAUGAUAAAUGGUCCGGCUGCAUAAUGGAUGAUGUUGGCUUCUACCUGCCCAAGAGGUUCUCUGACUGUAACGUAGAAGAGUACCACAACUUCCUAAACAGCGGCGGUGGAGCGUGUCUCUUCAACAAACCCUCUAACCUGUUGGAUCCUCCAGAGUGUGGGAACGGAUUUGUGGAGCCAGGAGAGGAGUGUGACUGUGGAGGCCCUGCGGAGUGCGCUCAAGAGGGAGAACACUGCUGUAAGAAGUGCACUCUGACUCAGGGCUCCAAAUGCAGUAACGGACUCUGCUGUAAUAACUGCCAGAUGGAGUUUAUGGGUGUGAUCUGUAGAGACGCAGUAAAUGACUGCGAUAUUCCAGAAAACUGCACCGGGAACUCCAGCCAGUGUCCUCCAAAUGUACACAAAAUGGACGGCUACACUUGUGAAAAAGAUCAGGGUCGGUGUUUUAAUGGGAGAUGCAAAACCAAAGACAGACAGUGCAAGUACAUCUGGGGAGAGAAAGCAACAUCUGCAGAUAAGUUCUGCUACGAGAAGCUGAACAUCGAGGGCACAGAGAAAGGGAACUGUGGGAAAGAUAAGGACACGUGGAUUCAGUGUAAAAAACAGGAUGUGCAGUGUGGAUAUCUGCUGUGCUCGAACAUCUCCCCAGCGCCCAGACUGGGAGAGCUACAGGGAGGACUGUCCUCCUUUUCUGUGGCCCAACACAGUGCAUCACUGGACUGCAGUGGAGGGCAUGUGAUGAUCGAUGGAGACACUGAUUUGGGUUACGUGGAGGACGGCACAGCGUGUGGAACUGACCGGAUCUGCUUCAACCACAAAUGCCUCCCAAUGCAGGAAUUUAACUUUAGUACCUGCCCCGGCACCAACGAGAGGGUCAUAUGCUCCGGCCACGGGGUGUGCAGUAAUGAGCUGAAGUGUGUGUGUCACCUGGGCUGGGCAGGUGAGGACUGUAACUCCACGUCUCCUCUCAGCUACCUGGUGGUGGGACCCACAGCCACGUCUUCAGGCAUCAUCAGUACCAACAUCAUCAUCGGGGCUAUCGCUGGAUCUAUUCUCGUGCUGGCUCUCAUACUGGCCAUCGCUGCAUGGGGCUACAAGAGCUACAGGCAGCGACAGUAUGCAGAAUCUGAAGUGCACCGAAGAUUCUGUCGACAAAUGCCGCCAGGCGACUACGUGAAGAAACCGGGCGAUGCCGAUUCGUUCUACAGCGACGUGCCGCAGGGUGUGAGCUCCAACUCAGGCAGCAGCUCCAAGAAGAGGUCUGCUUACCUGUCCCACCUUCAGAUCUACACCUCCAUCCCCUCCAUCAGCCAAAACAUCUUACUGUUCAGCUUCAGGUCCAAUGGUUUAUCCCAUUCCUGGAGUGAGAGAAUCCCAGACGCCAAACACAUUUCCGAUAUCUGUGAAAACGGGCGACCCAGGAGCAACUCGUGGCAAGGGAACAUUAGCGGAAACCGCAGAAAGAUGAAAGGGAAGAAGUUCCGGCCUCGUUCCAACUCGACAGAGACGCUGUCGCCAGCCAAGUCCCCGACCUCCUCCACAGGCUCCAUCGCCUCCAGCCGAAGAUACCCGUACCCCAUGCCCCCGCUCCCCGACGAGGAGAGGAAGGCCAACAGGCAGAGUGCCAGGUUGUGGGAGACAUCAAUAUAAAGCAUCUCCUUGCAAAUACUCUGCAAAAUCUCCUUAAGGACUACGUUCUCCUCCGCUUUUAUACAAAUGAGAAAAAAAUGAAAUGAGAAAAAAAGAGAAGUCGAAACGGAGAAAGGGGUGAAUUGAAUUCGAGGACCGCUCGUGUCCAUCGGAGGGCGCCAGAGAGCGGGCGCGGCCUCCCCUCCCCCCCUCCCUGCCCGAGCUUUUGAAGAGCACAGCUGUCAUUCUCCCACCACUGCAGUCGUCCAACGCGGGGAACUGGGGAACUUUGCUUUUGGUCCAAAAGGUAAAGCCAGACACUGCUCCAGCCACGCUGAGAAGAGGAGCCAGCGGACAAGGCGGGGCAUUAGACUGUCAGCCACGCCCCCCAAGCCCCACCCCAUACCCCCCCAGUAAAGUCCUGCCCCCAAACACCAAUAAUGUCUUGUGAUUGGUGUCCUUGUUGCAAUGGUGUGAGAAGGUCAUCAACCCGGAUGUGACUUUUGUUUUUGAAAGCACGCGAUCAACUGUAGAAACUUCCACUGUAUGCAUGAGAAAACAUGUUUAUCGACUCAUUGUAGUGCUAAAGACGACGACGACAAACGAUGAAAAAUAAUAUGUUAACAAAAGAUCAGUAACGCUAGGGGACCGCAUGUCUCAGAGGGGCAGAUCUGUAGGCCGGUAAGAUUUAUUCCUUUAUUUUUAGGCUUUCUCUCUUGAUCUCAUCAUACUGUGCAUCAAUGUUAUUAACAACCUCCAGGUCCCAACCCCACACCCACCCCCCAUCCCUCUUUACACUUUCCCUCUUAAUCUGUUACGCUAUUCUUUUCUCAGAGAUUUCUGUAAAUAUGUAUAAUGCAAAGACACUGAGUGAAAUGUGUGAUUGUUCUUUUUUUGUAUUUUUCUUCAUUUUUUCUUCUUUAUUUCGCACUUACGAAUGGUAGGGUCUAGAAUAAAUGUGACAGUUCAUGUUUGUAUGUUCUUUAUGGAUCGGGACUGUCCGUAAAUUUGUAAAAAUCUUUGUCAUUUUUGUUUUCCGAAUAAUUUGUGGAUUUCCGUAAUCCCUCACGUCAGUCCAUUCACUUCUAACUAAGUUUAUUUUACACACUCGCUUUAACUGCAUCUCUGAUGCUAUAUGUAGAUCGUCUUUAAGAAUAAAGAAUGUGCUACAAAAAGGUUAUGGCGGAUGCUUAGAAGCUGUGAUUAGAGGCUGCGUUCUGACUGAUGGACGUUGCUGUGAAUUUACUUGUAUUUUUGAAGAAUAGCGACGCAAUUGGUCCUCGCCUAAAGUGCACUAUGUAUAAUAGUUCUUCAUUGUCUUCAUGUUCUGUUGAUGAAGUGGUUUUCAGUGUUGGGGAAUGCAUAUGGACUUGUUCUGUAAAGCCGGCAGUAUACUUUAACAAACACCGAAUGAUAUGAUGAUUUUUGCAGGUGGACUAAGACUAGGUCUAGAGCUGGUGCACCUCCAACCCCCAGGGGGAGAGGGUGAGCACCUUCCAAGGGCAGUCAAACUCAAUGUCCAACAUCUGGGUAGAAACAUACUUGCUGUUUGCCCAUGCGUUCGUGUAGACAACCAGCUGCGUUGUGAAUGUGACUGAGAACAUUCUAGCCUAUGUGCAACGCGUGUAACUGAAGGCUUCCACUAGAGGGCAGAAUGUAGAAAGGGCUUCGGGAUUUACACAAUGUAAACAUGGCAAAAAGCUUCCGGAUUUGAACGAAUCAAACAUGCUACAACGGCUACACUGCCCCUAGCAGUUUUGUGUGUAUUGCACCUCGCGUACGCAUCACGUUAAUUUUUGAAGGACGUGCACGACCUACGCUCCAAACAGACGCAGGAUACGCGAAGCAAGUAUAUCUCUUAGAUUUCUGAGAUGAUGGUACUUUGGAUUAGAAGGCUGAGAAUGUCAGAAUCUCCCACAGUAAUAUGAGAAGGAUUUCUUUUUCCCUCUCCUGGUCCUCUUUGGUCCUAAUCACCAUUUUCUUUUCUCUAAACCACAUACUACUGACUGUGAUUGGUUCUAAUAAUCUGCAUCAGCUUUUUGUGAGACUUUCCCUCGGUUAUGAUUGGUCCUGAUCACUGCAUAACUUGUUCAGAUAGCUCCAUAUUUCUCCAAUUGGUCCUCAUCACCGCAUGGUUUGUUUUGAGUCCUCUAGUUGACUGCAGUUGGUCGUAACCACUACAUACCUUGUUCAGAGUCCUCUAGUGGACUGCAGUUGGUCCUGAUCACUACGUACCUUGUUCAGAGUGCUCUAGUUUAUUGGAGUUGGUCCUGAUCACUAUGUACCUUGUUCAGAGACCUCUAGUUGAUUAGAGUUGGUCGUGAACAAUAUGUAUCUUGUUCAGAGUCCUCUGGUUGACUGGAGUUGGUCCUGAUCACUAAAUAUCUUGUUCAGAGUCCUCUAGGUGACUGCAGUUGGUCCUGAUCACUGCUUAUAUUGUUCAGAGUCCUUUAGUUGACUGCAAUUGGUCGUUUUAUACAUUUUUAAACAGUUGAAAUAUACUGCCGGCUGGAGUGUGUGAGGUCAUGUGUUUGGAAACAGGAGGAAAUAAAUGAGAGAAGAUGGCGGCCUGCUCUCAGCCAUGUAAGGGGUUCUGUGAAUGUAAUAUUAAAACAGUCUGGGGCUAAAAUUGUCUCUCUGAUGUUUAGGUUGUUGGAAUAAUGUAGAACAACUUGAAGCAAGUCUCUUGUUGAACAGACCAUCCAUUAUCUUUGUCUCUGUAAACAGUUUGGGAUUGUUUUUUUCUUCUUUGAAUGGUUAAAAUGUGUUUGCUGUUGGUUUACUGCUCGACUGCUUCUAAGCAAAGACAUCUGGGACUGUAAAACAAGCAUUGUGAGGACCGACAGUCAUACAACCACCAAGACCUUUAAAGCAAUACUCCUGCAUUUUAAACUGUAUGUGUGCUGCACUUGUAUAGUACCGUUAGUUACCGUGGAUGAUCAUUUUAUCCUGUUCCUGUGUGAAUAUUAUUAAUUUACAAUGAAUUAUAGUUAUCAAUCACAGGAUUAUGGGUUCAAUACUGAGAUGCGUUUUGCUACCUUGGCAGUGGAAAACACAGGUGCACCACUGCCUGAAAACAAUCCAGGCAGACUAUUAUAGUCCGACGUUCAUUGGUAUCUUGGCACAUGGACAUGCAGCAGUGUCCACCAAACUCAGAGGACACCUGGCUUAUUUAUAUAUUUAUAUAUUUAUUUUACAUUUUCCCAAAACACACCCAUAUUUGAUUAAGAUAAUUAGUACAUCCCUUAAAGAAUACUUUAGUAAAAGUCCCUGGGGCUACUUUCUUUUUUAUUUUAUUUUAUUUAUUUUUUUUGCUUAAUUUUUAAAACGUUUGAAGAAACUUUUUGAGAAGAGCUUUGUCAUGGCUUGAUUCUACACUGUUGGUGUGUAAAAGCUAUGAUAGAAAAACACUAAACGUAGUAAAGCAAUGGAGUAUUGCUUUAUGGUCAUCCAAAAAAAAAACUCUUAAAGGAAAUGGGAAGUGACACACUAAUAUUAUUAUUUCACGUUUUUUCCACAACACACCCAUGAUUAAUUAAAAGAAUUAGUACAUCCCUUUUACGUGUUUCGAGAUGCACAAAGUGUACUUUUCCCGUUGUUAUGAUAGCAAAGACACUGAUUGCUAAAAUAAUCUAUAGUGAACAUGCCCACAUAAGAACUAAUUCUAACUAAAUAAUACAAACAUUAUCUGAUUUCCAAAGUUUAUGCGGCUGUGUAAACAGUAUAUUCUGAUUUUAGGACCAAAUUAAAGCCAAUUUUCCUGAAUUUCAUAAAAGAUGAUAUAGACCUGUGCAUGUAAUCAUUUCACAUGACAUUUUAUACACUUUCUUAAGUGCUUUCUCCUUAAGGGUUGACAAGAGAAGCGUCUUAAACUGUAGUCUAAGCUGUAGCUUUUGCGUGUUUCAAGAUGCACAAAGUAUACUUUUCCUGUCGUUACAAUAGCAAAGACACAUUGGCACGCCCACAUAGGAACUAAUUCAAUCUAACCAGGGCCUAAUUUACUCCAACAGAGGUGGCCAUAAUGAUGUGGAUAACUAUAUUAGACUCCAAAAUGCCCAAAAUAGGGAGAGUACCUGGGACUACUUCCUCUUUUCUCUGUUUUCCUGUUUUGCUUAGGUUUUAGAAUGUUUGAGAAAAACUCUUUGAGAAGAUCUAUGAUAGAGAAACACUAAAGGUAGUAAAGCUGGAGUAUAGCUUUAAGGUCAUCCUAAAAAAAAAUAAUAAUAAUAACUCUUAAGGGAAUGGGAAGUGACACACUAAUUGGUUUGUCACAUUUUUUCCACAACACAACGAUGAUUAAUGGGUAUUUUGAGAUGCACAAAGUUUACUUUUCCCGUCGUUACAAUAGCAAAGACACAUUGGCACGCCCUAAAUCAAGCUGUGCGGUGCACCUUUAGAUGGCUAAAAUAAUCUGGAGUGAACAUGCCCAAGUAGGAACUAAUUCUAACUAAACAGGGUCUAAUUUACUUCAACAGAAGUGGCCAAAAUGAUGUGGAUAACUAUAUUACAAGCUCCAGAAUACUCAAAAUAGGGAGAGUAUCUGGGACUACUUCCUCUUUUCCCUGUUUUCCUGUUUUGCUUAGGUUUUAAAAGGUAGUAAAUCGCUGGAGUAUUGCUUUAAGGUCAUUCUAAAAGAAAACCCAAACGUUGCGAUCAGUAUUGUGUAUGUAGUGUGUGUGUGUGUGUGUGUGUGUGUGUGAGGUAGGCCUAGUUUUGGGCCUUCAUCUGUAAAUAGCCUUCAUGUUCACUAAAGCCUGCUGUGUCUGUAUUCUGAAGAGGCGUUUGUUCAGCGUUUGGCACUGAUUUAAUUUAACUUUUCGGACUAAUUUAACGUCCGAACAGCAUCGCAAGUAUUUCUAAAGCAUAUUUUUAAAGUUGUUUUAUUCACCCUGUUUGUUUUUGUAUGUACACAUUUAAUCCCAACAGAAAUGAAGUGCAUUAUGAUUAUUGUAUAAAGCAGGAAUUAGCAAUUUUUUUUUUUUUUUUUUUUGUAUCUUUUAUUUCAGGAACACUCCUGUUUUCACACCGUGGGAAAAACAAUGUUAAUUUCAAUUUCCUCAAUGUGUUUCUGUUUGCAGUGUGUGUACAUAUUUGAUUGAAUGCAUUCUCUCUCUCUCAGUCUCACACACACACACAGCUGUUACUGUGUUUCUGGGCAGUGUGUAAGUGCAUGGCUCAAUAAGGUCUUGAGAAGGCUGAAUCCAAAGGCACCCAAAAAGACAAAAAACAUCUCAAGCAAUACUUUCAGCACCUCACUGUCGUUCUCGUGCUAACGGUUACCUGGUUACCGGAUCUUUUGGGGGUCGCCUCUGUGUCGUCUACUCCAAUGGACUUAUCUAUGCUCCGCCCACAUAAAGGCAUUCUUUAAUAGAAUCUGCAAGGUUAAACAUGCUUUUUAGAAGUUUUUUGGUCAACAAUACUUAUAAAUAUAAACAAAAUACUGACCAGCUUGAAGAGAAAUUGUGGAACACUAUGUAAUGUUUAUUUAGGGCAUGAAAGUUACUAGUUUGAAAUAAUUCCAAAAUGACCAAACUGCUAAUGUUAGCUUGCUUAUGACAAAACACAUGCAGAGAAUACGAACAUUACCUGAUUUCCAAAGUUUAGGCGGCUGUGUAAACAGAAUAUUCACAUUUUUAAAACCAAAUUAAAGCCAUUUUUCCCUGAAUUUCAUAAAAGAUGAUGUAGACCUGUGCAUGUAAUCAUUUCACAUGACAUUUUAUACACUUUCUUAAGCAGUUUCUCCUUAAGGGUUGACAAGGGAAGCCUCUUAAACUGUAGCUCAGGGGUCACUAAUUAAGUUUGGCUGCAGGCCAGAUAUUUUCCAAGCCAUUAUGUUGCGGGCCACAAAAAAAAAAUUGUUUUAGAAAAUUAAGUGUAAUGGGAUGGAGAGCUACAGUAGCUAGCAGACUAGCAGCUCUACAGCCCAGAGGGUUGUUGAAGCCAAUUGCAGAACAGUUGAUCUCAAAGCAGGUAAACAUAAGAAGAAAGGAAAAAAUAAUUAAACAAAUGGAAAAAAUGCCCUUAAAAGGAGAUAGGGAGCCCAAAAAGAGGUGGAAAAACAAGAACGGGUGGAAACUAAAGUCACACCGAGCACGACAGAGAGACAGGGGAGGAAUGUAAACAAAAGCUCGACAGAGAAGCAUUUUAUUUUAUUUUUAUUCCACUAACAUUCAUUAUAGUUCAAACAAACUCACAGGCCAGAUGUUUUAUGCUUGCAGGCCACAUCUGGCCUAUUGCCGACCCCUGCUGUAGCUCCUUAUGAGCUUCAGAAAAUAAGAGUUAUAAAAAUAAUAAUGGCUGUAUAUAUAAAACUUGGACAGUCAGAGAAGUGAAGCCUCUACAGGUCUAGCAGCUCUGGUGUGCAGCUUCUCUGCUGUAACUCAAUGAAGGCAGUCUGAGACACUUGCUACACGUCUUAGAGUAGCAGGCAGGUCUACUGAACAUGUAGGCGAGUCUCGUCUCUUUGUUGAAUUGUUUUUCUGGUCUGCAGUCAUCAUACAGAAACUUUUUAGGAGACAGUUUCUUGAAUAGGAUUUUCUGCAGAGCUUCCCUGUUGCUAUUAAAGAAUGCUGUUGUGGGCGGAGCACAGAUUGUAAGUCAGGGCUGUGAGUUUGUGCCGUACAGCUUCUCAGAGCGAUCGAACGCUCUUGAAUGUAACUGAAGAGUACGGUGCAGCAUGCCUGCAAGUGACCGCUGUGGACGACACAGAACAGACUCCUCCACCUGUAACCAUGUGAAGAUACGAGCAGUCCGUACACCACGUUAUUACCCACAGAGCAUGUCACUCCAUCAGCGAGGAGGAGCGGUGUUUUACAGUCCACACAGUUUCAGAGUGGUUUUAUUUGGGGAAUGUGAACCGAUCUCGUCUGCAGUGCACAGUGUUUAUUAUAGUUAACGUUCGCUUCAGGAGAUUCAUAAAUGCCUUACGUUAGUCUGACACACACGGUUCAUUCUGUCUGUUUCAUCCGCUGUAUCCUCUUUCUGUUUUUAAUCUAGUGCUACGUCGCUACAUGGCUGUUCUCUUUCAAAGUAUGCUGUAUAUAAUCUAACGAAUACAAAUGGUCAAUGCCCAUAUUUUUUUCUUACAGUUAUCAUUCAGUAUUGUAAUAUAUUUAAUACAAAAUAAAACUUUCAUUGACAUGG